Molecule: messenger RNA, 1161 nt
Organism: Penicillium macrosclerotiorum
Lineage: Eukaryota; Fungi; Ascomycota; Eurotiomycetes; Eurotiales; Aspergillaceae
Exons: 1
Coding region: 1-1161 (386 amino acids)
Source: RefSeq, a predicted model, not a curated record
AUGGGACCGUCGAAGAAGAAAACUCGAGCACCCUCUUCGUCUGGAACAGACCAACAAGCCGCAUUACAAAGCUUUGAGCCAUUGAUGGGCCCUGGAUAUCCCGCUGGACCCUAUUAUCAAUUCAAUGAGCCGCAUCCAGCUUCGAUCGCUGAGCUAGGAGAUCAAGGAUACAGAUCUGAGCUCUCGAGCGAUACACCUUAUUAUGCAAAUCCGUUUAGAGCUCAUAUGCCACCGUUAUCAGGUCAUCCACGUGUACAGGAAUUGUGUGCAACACAGUGUUAUAGCCCCCCGACUGGAUACCCAACUGGCGGACCUUUUUCGCAACAGCAUUACGGCCAUCCGGGUAGCUAUGCAUCUUUUGAGCCUCUUCCAGUAGCACCUCUUGAACAGCCGUAUCUGCGUUCCUGGCCACCACCUGUGCGCUUCGGCAGUGAUCAUGCAACUGGAGCAGUUCCUCCCACGAUAUCUUCACCCUAUACCAGCUAUAUCGAGGAAAGAGGAGAUUCAGGCUUUUACGAUGCGUUUUCCUAUACCACUCCUAGGCAACAGUUUGAGAGCAAUGAUCCCUCUCCCAAGCCUCACGAGUAUUACGGGAAUGAGCUACAGGUACAUGAAACAUCAACGGAAGGAAUAAUAACUAGAGGUAGCCGGCCGGGGAGAGUAACAUCAAAGUACUAUAAUGAUUACAGGACGCCUAAUCCUUGGCUGGAUCCCCCGCCUGCACCAAUCUCAAACGCUGUUCGUUCUUUGUCGGAUUUUCUUCCUCGCCCGCCCGUGCCGUCAACAUUGGAUAAUUUUGCUCCUGAAAGCAUUCGAAACACAACCCAUCGUCGAAAUACUAUCAGUCCAAGAGUCCGACCGGGAAUCGAUCCCAUCAUUAAUCAAGCUCGCACUCUUUCUGAUCAACCGUCCGACAAGAAGCCUGCGCUUGAAACACAACCAACCAGCACCAUAAAGGACACCACAACAGACGGGAUUCCGCAGGGAGCACGAUGGACAAAAAUCAGCCGUAGAUUGGUUAAUUCAGCAGCCUUGAGAGAAGGCAAAGAAAGAUUUGAGGAGAGGGAUGACUACUUCAUUGUGCUGCGAGUAUUGACAAAAGAAGAGAUCCGAGAAUAUGCGGAUAAAACUGCGAAGAUUCGAGGUAGGCUCCCUUCUUAA